GUUUUACACGAAACAUCCGACGUUACAGUUCUGUAUCUAUUAUCUGACACCCACUCGUGCGAGCCUGCACACGCUGUCGACACCGCGUCAGCACAGGCGUUUUUUCGUGGCACUCCCGAACGCGCGACGCUGGACGCGGUGACCAAUGGACUGCCGAUACCAUGAAUCGGUGCUGGCAGCGCUGGCGAGCAGCGGCGUGGCGUCUCCGCAGCAGGUCGCGGAGGUGCAGCUCGUGCUGCGGGGGCUGACAGGGGAGUGCGCUGCGGACGCGCCCGAGAUAUGGUCGCACCUCGCCCGCCGCGUGCUGCUGCCCUCACACGAUUUUGCGGCGCACCUGGCGCUGGCGGACGUCGUGUUCCGACCCUGGCCCGCCGCCGCACUGGGCCGGCCGCCGCUGUGGCUGCCUGAGCCCGCAGACGCCCGCCGCACCAACAUCGCGCUGUUCCUGGACAGCAUACGGGACGAGCCAUGGUGGAGAGACGUCACGGGCGGCAGCAGUGGCAGCAGCAGCUGCCGCCGCACGCCGGAGGCCUUGGUCCGCGAAUGGCGGCUGCUGCAGCGGGCAUCGUGGGAGGCGCCGGAGGCCUUCUGGCCGGCGGUGCUUCGGCACCUGCGCAUCCGCUUCCACACGCCGCCCAGCAGGGCGCUACUGCGGCACCCGUCCGACCCCGACCAGUGCCGCUGGCUGCCGGGUGCGCGCCUCAACAUCGCCGCCGCCGCACUGGACUCGGAGCUUGCGCCGCCGGGCUGCCCAGCGCUGCUGUGGGCGCCGGACGGCGAACCGGGGCGCAUCACGGCCUUCAGUCGGGCGCAGCUGCGGCAGCGGGUGGCGCAGGUGGCGGCCAGCCUGAGGCGCCACUUCAAGCCAGGUGACGCCCUGGCUCUGUACCUGCCGCUCUCGCCCGACUCGGUGGCGCUGUAUCUGGCGGCGGUGGUGACGGGCUGCGUGGUGGUGUCGGUGGCCGACUCCUUUUCCUCGGAGGAGCUGCGCACGCGGCUGGACAUAGCGGGGGCAGUGGGCGUGUUCACGCAGGACGUGGUGCUGCGCGGCGGCAAGGCACUGCCGCUGUACGACAAGGUGGUGCGCAGCGGCAGCCGCGCCGUGUGCGUGGUACUGCCGGCGGCGGGCGGGACAGCAGCGCCCUCGCCCUCCGCGCCGCCGCUGCGCUCUGGGGACUUGUCCUGGCGCGCCUUCCUCGGCGCUGCUGCGCCGUGGCCGCAGGCGGGGGGCGGGCCGCCGGAGGCAAAGGCGGCGGAGGCGGAGGCAGUGGCGCUGCGGCCGCACAUUGCUGACGUGUACGAGGUGACCAACAUCCUGUUCUCAUCCGGCACCACGGGCGAGCCCAAGGCCAUCCCCUGGACGCACCUGACGCCGCUGCGCUGCGCGCUGGACGGCUGGGCGCACAUGGAUGUGCGGCCCGGGUCGCGUGUGUGCUGGCCCACCAGCCUGGGCUGGAUGAUGGGGCCCUGGCUGCUGUAUACCGCGCUGCUCAACGGCGGCACAGUGGCGCUGUACGGGGGGGCGCCGCUGGGUCGGGACUUCCUGGAAUUCGUGUCGGCGGCGCGCGUGGAGGUACUGGGGCUGGUGCCGUCCAUCGUGCGGGCUUGGCGCCACGGCGGCGCCUUUGACCCCCCGAAGUCGGGGUCGGAGGCCGCGCCAGGCGCCGGCACAGCGGCGGCGGCGGCGGCUCUGCCUGACCUGUCGGCCCUCCGCGUGUUUGGCAGCACUGGCGAGGCGUCGGCGGCGGAGGACUACCACUGGCUGAUGUCACGAGUCCGCGGCUACCGGCCUGUUGUGGAGUACUGUGGCGGCACGGAGAUUGGCGGCGGUUACAUCAGCAGCACCCUGCUACACCCCUGCGCGCCAGCCACCUUUUCCACGCCCACGCUGGGCACGCGGCUGGUGCUGCUGACGUCAGCCGAGUCGGCCGCCGCGGGCGAGGACGCCCUCGGCGACGGAGCGUCCGCAGUGUGUGACGGCGGGCCCUCGUGGUGGAGCGCCGCUGGUGACCGCUUCCUCUCCACCUCUACGCCUGCCGCUGCCGCCGCUGCCUCCAGCUCCGCCGCUCCACCCAUUGGUGUGGCAGCGGCCGGCGGCAUGGUGGCGGCAGUUGCAGGUGGUGGUGGCGGUGGUGGUGGUGUGCUGCUGGCAGGCGAGGUGGCGCUGGCAAUGCCCAUGCUGGGCGUGUCGCAGCGCCUGUUGAACAAGGACCACCACAAGGUGUACUACGAGGGCAUGCCACUGUACGGCAGUACAGGUCUGCCGCUGCGCCGCCACGGCGACGAAAUGGCGGCGCUGCCGGCGGCGGCGGGGGCCUGCAGCGGCAGUGGCGGAAGCGGCGGGCCGCCAGGAUGGUGCUAUGCGGCGCUAGGGCGAUGUGAUGACACAAUGAAUCUGGGGGGGAUAAAGGUGUCUUCGGUGGAGUUGGAGCGGGCGGUGGUGGAGGGCGUGCAGGGCGUGGCAGAGGUGGCGGCCAUCGGCGUGGCGCCGCCGCACGGGGGUCCAGAGGAGCUGUAUCUGUUCCUUGUACUUAGCAGUGCCGGCAGCAGCAGUAGCAGCAGCAGCGGCAGCAGCAGCGGCAGCAGCAGCGGCAGUAGCACCAGCAGCGGCAAUGCCGGCACCGGGCCCCAGCAGGCGGACAUGCCGGCGCUGCACCGGGCGUGUCAGGAGGCGGUGCGCAGCAAGCUCAACCCGCUGUUCAAGGUGACGCGAGUGGCAGUGGUGCCGCUGCUGCCCCGCAAUGCCAGCAGCAAGGUGAUGAGGCGCGUGCUGCGCGACGAGCUGCUGAAGCAGGGGCGGUCCAGGCUGUGAUGGAUGUGCGAUGGGACAAGGUUAAGGCAGUUUGGCGAAUUCCCGUAGGGUGCAGCUGAACUGCUGAAGCAGGGGCGGUCCAGGCUGUGAUGGAGCGAACUGCCGUACGCGGUUGUUGACGUGGCCAUGCGGCUCAACCGCCGGCACUCUCUGGAGUGAUCGCUUGAGCGGGGAGUGCCGGAGUGCACGUGAUGUAUCAAAAGAGACUUGGACGUUGUAUGCAUACUGUGAGCAAGAGGGUGUGAGUGAUAACAUCCAUGAGCUGGAGGGCAGUGGCUUGGAAAAUGGCUCUGAAGGUGCGGGUGCGGUUGUGUAGUUCAGCAGUGCCAGCUGGCGGCAGUUGUACAUUAUGGUGUUGCUGGCGUGACGAGGCGGAGGCUGUAACUGACAUGGUGUAUGCCACAUCGUUGCCGCUUAUAUGCUGGUCCGGUUAGGAAUUCAACACACUAAAGCACGGCC
Molecule: messenger RNA, 3271 nt
Organism: Chlamydomonas reinhardtii
Lineage: Eukaryota; Viridiplantae; Chlorophyta; Chlorophyceae; Chlamydomonadales; Chlamydomonadaceae
Exons: 15
Coding region: 146-2812 (888 amino acids)
Source: RefSeq, a predicted model, not a curated record